This is a messenger RNA of Diutina rugosa, 636 nucleotides long. RefSeq lists its product as uncharacterized. The record is from RefSeq and is a predicted model, not a curated record. The transcript has a single exon. Lineage: Eukaryota; Fungi; Ascomycota; Pichiomycetes; Serinales; Debaryomycetaceae. Bases 1 to 636 code for a protein of 211 amino acids.
AUGGCCAUACCACACCGCACAUCAUCUGUCGUGGAUGGCAUCGCGCUCAAUCGAGUACCACAAUUGCCACCCAUAACAGAGCUUCCACCAGCAUGGCUCAGUGAAAAAUAUGAAAAGCUAGAUGAAUUUUGCCAGCCGCACGUUACGUUAAGCGAUACGGAAAAGCAAGUGAUCUUGGAAGUUGGAGUGCAACAUUAUCUCGCAGUGUCUAAAAAAAAUACUGGUGGCAUGCCUACAGUUCAUAUAUCAUCAGAUAUGCUUCGGCGAUUAGGACACGAUGUCACUCGGAUGAGAGUGUUGCAACAACUGAUGUUUGAGGAUUUGACAUUUUUAACGUUGGGAGAAACUGAUAUUGCCAGAGCCGUGAAUAUUUUUGACGACAACAGAUUGAUUUGCGAAUUCAUGAAAAAACAUCAAUUGUAUGAGGCGGUAUAUCCAUUUCGCAAAUUUCAUCACGCUCACCGUGAUCGCGUUGCUAAGCAAAUCUCUCUGGUGAUGGCAUUCCAUACAAUGAUGGGUGUGUUUGUUGUAAAAGAUUUACUAGAUCAGAGCCAUCCUGAUGCUGGUUCCUUAGCUGAAAAGAUAAUCUCGGGGCCUAAGGGAUUAAUACAAUUAGCCUUGAAAGGUAUACUGUAA